Molecule: messenger RNA, 1194 nt
Organism: Achroia grisella
Lineage: Eukaryota; Metazoa; Arthropoda; Insecta; Lepidoptera; Pyralidae
Product: multiple coagulation factor deficiency protein 2 homolog
Exons: 7
Coding region: 170-844 (224 amino acids)
Molecular function (GO): calcium ion binding
Source: RefSeq, a predicted model, not a curated record
GCAAUCCGUCAAAGUCAAAAAUCGUCUGACGUGUUUAAUUUUCUAAUUUCCCAAUACUUUUGAAAACGUUUGCAAAACAAUUAUUGCUGCGUUUGUUUUAUCAAUACAUCGAUUCGAUAAGCCAUUAUCGCAUAUGUCCACGUAGCGUGUCUACAUAAACAGAUUAAAAAUGCUACGCGUAUUAUUUUUCGCUGCUAUACUGCAGUGCACGAUAUCACAGCAGUACCAGCAGAAAGUAGCGCCAGGUGUACCACCGCAGAAUUAUCAGAAUUAUCAACAGCCACCUCCUCCGCCACCACCGCAGCACCAACCACCACCACAACAACAACAACAAUACCAACAACAACAGUACCAGCCCCCACCACAACAGUACCAGCCGCCGCCACAACAACAGGUGCCCGUACAACAAGUGCCUGUACAACAAGUACCUGUACAACAGCAUGGACAUGCUCAUCAUGGAGAUCCUCAACUGUUGAAUACGGCGAACAUUGCUCAAGAACGAGAACAUAUUCAGGAGCACAUGGACGUGCCUAUAGACACAUCUAAGAUGUCAGAACAGGAGCUCCAGUUCCACUACUUCAAGAUGCACGACGCCGACAACAACAACAAACUGGACGGGUGCGAGCUGAUCAAAUCACUCAUACAUUGGCACGAGCAAGGCCACAAGCAAGCCCCCCAAGCCCCCAACCCCCCAGUCGGAGAGAAGAUAUUCGGCGACGACGAACUAAUAAACCUAAUAGAUCCCAUAUUGAAUAUGGAUGAUCACAACAAAGAUGGUUACAUAGACUAUCCAGAAUUUAUUAGGGCACAACAAAAGAGUCAGAACAAAGAUGGCAGAACGUAGGACAUUCCGUAGCCUUAGUUUUUGAUAUGAACUUUUUUAUUGACGAUUUGAAAAUAGAACAGUGUUGUUGGAAUAAAGUGCGGUUCACGAAAGAAAUAAUUUUAUGAAAACAAAAUAAGUAUUCUUAAUUCAAAAUUUCACUAAUAGUAAUAUUUUAAAAAAGGAUUAUUUACGUUCUUUUUCUUUUUUUCUUUGGCAAAUUUUCGUUGUUAUUAUAAGAAGUUUAUUUUUUUAUGGUCUUAUACUUUUUAAAUGUCAUUGGUUUUAGACAUAUGCAGUAUGAUUAAACUAUUGUUUAAUAACACUGUUCUAAUUUUAAACUAUGACAAUUAUACGCAACGUUAUAAAGC